CAGCUGACAAGGAUGUAAACAGUUGGAGCAACAAAAGACUUACCUGAAUUUACCUGAGAGCCAAUAACACUAGUGGGCUUCCUGUCAUCGACGAGGACAUGAGGCCGCCGGUGAUUGGCUUGCGGUGUGGCGGGGAGAGUGAAGACGAUCGGGAUUGGCUGGUGGUGGAGGUGGGCGGAGUCUUGGUCGAUGCAGGCCCCGCGGGAAGCCGGGCGCCACUCUGCCUCAAGCUGUCAAUAGGGAAGCGUCUUCUGCAUGAGUUAGAGGGUGACGACCAAGAUGGGGAGUGGUGUGAGUAAGGACGGGCUGGAGGCGACGCCCCUGGAGACCCUGACGGACCACAAUGGGUGCAUCAACUGCAUGGCGCUCUCCGAGGACAGCUCGUUGCUGGUCUCCGGCUCCGACGACAACACCCUCCGGCUCUGGAGCACCAAGACGGAGCCCAUCGAGGACCUGGGCGUCCUGGAGGGCCACACGGGGUUCAUACAGUGCGCCACAGUGUACGACACCUACGUCAUCACGGGAUCUAAAGACAUGACCAUAAAGAAGUGGGAUAUGGCUUCUACCCUCUGCGAGUUCACCUUCCAAGGACACACAGGCCGCGUGAACCGCCUCAUAUGUACCGGAGAGUUCAUCUUCAGCACCUCGCACGACAAGACGGCGAGGGCGUGGCUCUUCGACACCCGCGACGUUCACGACCCCGCCGAGGCCGGCAUCCGCGUCUUCGAGGGACACACUGGGAUAGUGUCCCCUAUCAUCUUCGUGCCGGGGCGGGACAUGGGAGUCCCAGACGAGAACGGCUACAACAUUAACCCGGCGGACCUCGUCAUCACCGCCAGCUUCGACAACACUGCCCGGGCUUGGUCCUUCGAUACUGCCCAGUGCCUCAAGACAUUCAAGGGUCACAAGAAGCCCAUCACCAGCAUGGACACGGACCCCAACGGACACAUCCUGUACACCGGCAGCCAGGACCAGAGUAUUAUCGCUUGGGACAUCUCCAGAGGCACCAAGAUGAAGGUGGUGGAGGACGCCCACGCUGGGGCCAUCCUGUUCCUGCGGGUAGUGAACAGGUUCAUGUACACCACCGGCACGGACCACACGGCCAGGUGCUGGGUGAGGGAGGGCCUGGAGAACACCCGCACCUUCAGGGACCACACCGACUCCGUCCCCUGCGCCAGGUUCCACAAUGGUGUUUUGUACACGGCUUGCAACGACGGCAUAGUGAGGGCCUUCAACGCUAAGAGUGGUUCACUGAAGCGUAAGUUCAUCGGGCACGAGAGUGCGGUGACGUGCCUGGCGGUGUGUGUGAACCAGCAGGGGCAGGAGGUGUUCACGAGGCUCCUCACCGGCUCCAACGACAGCACCCUCAGGGUAUGGAACGCCACGGGCAUCAGCGAGCAGCUGCCGUCAGUGGGCGAGGCUGAGGACCACGAGUACAGCUGGCAGCAGGACCAGCGGCUGGAGGAGCUCAACCGUCACCUAGACGGCUACCUGCCCGACGACCCGCUCUCCAAGUCCUCGGCUUCCUCCGUCGGCGCCGGCAGCAAGACGACCCUCGAAGCUGACACCUUAGGCAUCAUUGAUGUUGACACCUAGAGCAAACGCUUUGGACCGUGGCGAAGGAACGUGUGACGGUGUACACCGCUAGAGGGAGAGGUUGUGACGGUGUACAACGCUAGAGGGAGAGGUUGUGACGGUGUACAACGCUAGAGGGAGAGGUUGUGACGGUGUACAACGCUAGAGGGAGAGGUUGUGACGGUGUACAACGCUAGAGGGAGAGGUUGUGACGGUGUACAACGCUAGAGGGAGAGGUUGUGACGGUGUACACCGCUAGAGGGAGAGGUUGUGACGGUGUACAACGCUAGAGGGAGAGGUUGUGACGGUGUACAACGCUAGAGGGAGAGGUUGUGACGGUGUACAACGCUAGAGGGAGAGGUUGUGACGGUGUACAACGCUAGAGGAAGAGGUUGUGACGGUGUACAACGCUAGAGGGAGAGGUUGUGACGGUACAAUGCUAGAGGGAGAGAUGAAGAUGGUGUACAAGAACUCACAAGUCUCAGAUCCGGGUAUGCCGAAGGCAAACAUUUGUUUUCCAUGCUCAGGGAUUCUGAAAAAUAUCAAUGCAUCUUAGAAGAAAGUAGACAUAAUUCUGUCUCUUAAGCCAAAUAAAUCUGGCAAUUACAGACAAAAUUAAUAAACAUCGUCCAUUAGUAAAACUGGAGAACGGAUGGUUUUAAAUAAGCAAUUGUGGAAGAUUGGAGAUCUACAUAAGCACGUAUUUGGCUUCACUAGAGGAGUAGGUAUAGCAAAGGAACAUUACUAGAAACAGUUAACUUAGGCUCGGCUAUAGUGAUCUUCGUUGAUCUAGAAAAGGCAUUUGAAUUUGCAAGCAAUUUAACACACCUUUAUCCUUUAUCCAAAAAAGAUAUUGUGACAACUGGUAGCCUGGAUUUAAGAUUACCUAAGUCACUGAUGUGCCAAAGCAAAGCUGCAGGGCAAAGUAUCAGUCUACCACCUGCAUUACAAUGGGACUCCACUAGGAGGAGUCUAUACACAGGUGUAGGAUACACACAGGUGUAGGAUAUACACACAGGAGCGGGAUAUAUACAGGUGCGGGAUAUAUACAAGUGUGGGAUAUACAUUGAAAUAACGUAAUAAUGCAUCGUGUAAUAACGCACCUUCUAAUAACGUACCGUGUAAUAAUGCAUUAUGUUAUAACGCAUUGAGUAAUAAUGCACUGUGUAAUAAUGCAUUGUGUAAUAACACAUCGUGUAAUAACGCAUCGUUUAAUAACGCAUCGUUUAAUAACGCAGCACCGUGUAAUAAUGCAUUAUGUAAUAACGCAUUGUGUAAUAAUGCAUCGUGGAAUCCGUACGGUGUAAUAACACAUUGUGCAAUCAGCUCAUGAUGUCUAGUAGUAAGAGAGGGAGAGGGACAGACAGACAGACACAGACAGACACAGACAGACACAGACAGAGACAGAGACAGACAGAGACAGACAGAGACAGA
This is a messenger RNA of Procambarus clarkii (red swamp crayfish), 3009 nucleotides long. Its product is annotated as WD repeat-containing protein 86. Lineage: Eukaryota; Metazoa; Arthropoda; Malacostraca; Decapoda; Cambaridae. Gene Ontology annotation, molecular function: protein binding. The record is from RefSeq and is a predicted model, not a curated record.